AUCUGAUGGAUCCUAUUCUGCCACAUGGCAGCUGGGAUUGAAGAAAAUAAAAGUAAAAAUAGCGUGAAAGGGCAAAUUGGGGAGUAUGAAUUGCAGCGGUUACUCCAUUGCUGAGAUCAUGCUAAAUUCCUAUUCUAUUUCAAGCUAAUAUGACGUCCGAUUUCAUGAAAUCUUCCAGUCCCAGCGUUGUCUUCUCCUUCCCAAAUUCUGCCGAUUUUGGAGUGUUUGACAUCAUAUUUCAAUGGAGAAUGUAAAUCCUGAUUUGGAGUGGAGUAAUUUCCCAGAAGUUUCAUGUGUGCCACUAUGUUCCGCUGAACUUAUACCCAUUGUUGGUAAGAACUUCAAUACCUUAGAUGAAGGCAUUUCAUUCUAUGAUGCGUAUGCACGCGCAACAGGUUUUGACACACGAAAACAUGGAAACAAAGCUUCACGUGAGUUGGUUACUUGGCAAUAUCUAGUGUGCAAUAGGCAAGGGGUGAAGAAGGGAAUUGAAAUAGAUCAGAUUCACGCUCGUGAAGGAUUCAUUACCAAGCGUAGACGUACAUCUAAGAGGUGCGGUUGCAAGGCUAGAGUGUCUCUCAAGUACGUUUUUGAGGGUAGUUUUGUUGGGUAUGUUGUGCAUGAGUUUGUGGAUGUACACAACCACAGUCUGAUUGAGCUUCCUCUUCGACGAUGGAUGCAUUUAAAUCGUAAACUGGACGAGGUGCAUAGGAAAUUCAUAUGGGAUUGCACGAAAGCUAAUAUCAGUCCCACAAUGACCUUCAAAUUUCUCAAUGAGUUUUUGGGAGGUUAUGACACUGUUGGAAUCACAUUAACAGAGCUUAGGAAUUAUGUUCAUGGUCUCAAAUCAUAUGUGGAAGGUUCUGAUGCACAGAUGUUGCUAGAUGAAAUGCGUAGGAGGAAGGAGGCGUGUGAGGGGUUCAGUUAUCAAUAUCAGCUAGGUUCUGAAAACGAGUUAAAAUCACUUUUCUGGUGUGAUGCAGAAUCUAAACGAAACUAUCACAUGUACGGUGAUGUUGUCUCGUUCGACUCCACAUACAAUACUAAUAGGUAUUGCAUGAUCUUUUCUCCUUUCACCGGUAAGGAUAACCAUGGGAAACCAGUCACGUUUGCAGCUGCUUUGCUAUCCGAUGAGAGUACUGAAUCAUAUUCAUGGUUGUUCAAAAAUUUUGUUGAAGCUAUGGGUCCAGCACCAAAGAUGAUUGUGACGGAUCAAGAUCGAGGUAUGAGAGCAGCAAUUCGGACCGUGUUGGUUGAUACGAAGCAUAGAUGGUGCAUGUGGCAUAUCAUGCUAAAGCUCACGGACAAAGUUCCAAAGAAAACACUUGAAAAUGAAGAUCUUAAGAAAGAGAUCAGGGCUUGUGUCUGGUCUGAGUUAAUCGAGCCUGUUGAAUUUGAAGAGACUUGGAUGGGGAUAAUGGAACGUUAUGGGCUGGUUGAUGUAGACUGGUUUAUCAAUAUGUUCGAGAAUCGGAAGAUGUGGGUCCCUGCAUAUUUCAGAGAUUUUCCAAUGGGCUCGUUGAUUCGGACUACAUCUGUUUCUGAGAGUGAGAACAGUUUCUACAAAACUUUCACAAGGCCCCGUUCGAAUCUCGUUGAAUUCAUAAUGAGUUUUGAUCAUGCAUUGGCUGCACAAAGAAAUGCUAGCUCCAAGUUGGAUUAUGUUGAUUCAACCAUUACUCCCCCCUCAAGUAAGAUGCACGUCAUUUUCAUCAACAUGUACUCCACUCCCCUCAAACGUUGGUAGCUUACUAGGUAGGGGCUUGAAAUUGGUUGCCAGCCAGUAACACAGUUUUCCAGGAAGGUAAUUCAGGUUAAAAUUAAGAAGGCACUGAACCCCAUCUCAACAACGGCCUUCUUUUGCUUGGCAUUUAAUGCCCUUACAAUCUUGUACAUAGAUUUGGGAUGUCCUCUAAAAAGCAUAGUAUCUCUCUCUCCAAUUUCGGACAAUACGCCUGAUAUAAACAUCAUCAAUGUUCGUUAAAAAAUAACAAAUGCAAAUUGAAGUUAAGUAAAACGCAAUAAUAAAGGAUGUACACCUCCAACUGACAAACAUGCAAUUUAAUUAUCAUUAGUAUGCAAUAUAGCAACCUCCUAUACAAA
Salvia hispanica is the source of this 2103-nucleotide messenger RNA. Its product is annotated as protein FAR1-RELATED SEQUENCE 5-like. The record is from RefSeq and is a predicted model, not a curated record. NCBI's taxonomy places the organism in Eukaryota, Viridiplantae, Streptophyta, Magnoliopsida, Lamiales, Lamiaceae.